Penicillium longicatenatum is the source of this 1053-nucleotide messenger RNA. RefSeq names its product fumarylacetoacetate hydrolase FahA (gene fahA). Gene Ontology annotation, molecular function: fumarylacetoacetase activity. The record is from RefSeq and is a predicted model, not a curated record. The transcript is spliced from 4 exons. Gene Ontology annotation, biological process: homogentisate catabolic process; L-phenylalanine catabolic process; L-tyrosine catabolic process. Bases 1 to 1053 code for a protein of 350 amino acids. Lineage: Eukaryota; Fungi; Ascomycota; Eurotiomycetes; Eurotiales; Aspergillaceae.
AUGACCUCCCCAUCGACUCCGUUUCCCAUUGAAAACAUUCCCUUUGGGGUCAUUUCAACUCGCGAGAAUCCCACUCUUCGGUGCGCGACAGCACUCCAUGACGAUGCGAUCGACCUCGACGCUCUAGAAAAAGAUGGGUUUUUUGACUCUAUACCGGGCUUUGAGAAAGGAGCGAUCUUCUCGCAGUGCUCUGAAAUUCUUGGUAUACCAGGUUCGCCGAACUGGCAUGUUAUCCCAAGUGUCUAUAAUGGUCGUACUUCCAGUCUCAAUGUUGACACUACCCUGACUCGUCCGCAUGGUGUUAUCAAAGACGAAACUGGGAGUGUAUCGUUCAAGCCUACCAAGAGACUGGACUUUGAACUCGAAAUGGGAGUUUUCAUCUCCCACCCUUUGGAGCGUGGCCAGAUUCUUGAUAUCCAAGCUGUGAGAGAUCACAUAUUUGGGUUUGUGAUCUUGAACGACUGGUCAGCGCGUGACAUACAAGGCUUCGAGAUGGCACCCCUCGGCCCAUUUCACAGUAAAGGGUUUAGCACAACCAUCUCGCCGUGGAUUAUCACUAUGGAUGCACUUGAAUCGGUCCAGAGUUCGGUCAUGGUUCACCAGGAUCCAGCUCCCUUGCCGCAUCUAACAUGGAAAGGCAAUCAAAAUGAGGCGACUUUUGACAUUGAUCUAAGUGCCCGUAUUAUUCGGAAUGGUAAUACUUAUAACGUCACUUCGACAAAUCUGAACGAGCUGUACUGGACUCCGUAUCAACAGGCGACUCACCUUACAAGCGCAGGUGAGGGUCUCAGUACUGGUGACAUCUUCGGAACGGGAACUAUCUCGAGUGCGCGUACAGACUCCAAUGGGGAGAAAACGGGCUUGGCAUGUCUUGUAGAGCGAUCGCUUCCAACGACUGUGCUGUCGGCUUUGAAAGAGAAUCAAGUUGUGUUCUUGGAAGAUGGCGAUGAGCUCAUAAUGGAAGGAUGGUGUGUCAACAAGAAAAAUGGGGCGAGGUUUGGCUUUGGUCAAUGCCGGGGCACUGUUACCCCAGCUGUCAAAUUGAGACAUUAA